AUGGCCGUGCGCUUGCCGCUCGCGCUGGCGGCUGUGGCGGCGGCCCUGCUGCUUCUCCUGUGCCGCGGCGGCGGCGGCGGCGCCGAGGCCCGCGUCCUCCUCACGCUCGACGACUUCGGCGCCGUCGGCGACGGCAUUGCCAACGACACCCAGGCUCUCUUGGACGCGUGGACCGCCGCGUGCACCUCCCGCGAGGAGGCCGUCCUCGCCGUGCCGGUCGGCAAGGCCUACCGGAUCUGGCCCGUGCAGCUCUCCGGGCCCUGCAAGAAGAAGCUCAAGCUGCUGAUUUCCGGCGCGAUCGUGGCGCCGUCGAACCCCGACGAGUGGGCCGGGCGGGACCCGAUGAAGUGGCUCUACAUCUACGGCGUCGACGGGCUGUCCGUCAGCGGCGGCGGCACCAUCGACGGCAUGGGGCAGCAGUGGUGGGCCAGCACCUGCAAGCGCAAGAAGACCCAGCCGUGCUACUCGGGGCCUCGUCCAAAGGCGGUGCACUUCGAGGAGUGCCGGGGGGUGAGCGUGCAGGGCGUGACGCUGCAGAACGCGCAGCAGUUUCAGCUGACGUUCACGCGCUGCUCCUGCGUGAAGGCCAGCUUCCUCCGGGUGAUCGCGCCGGCGGACAGCCCCAACACCGACGGCAUCCACCUCAACGACACCUCCCACGUCCGCAUCACGGACAACCUCAUCUCCACAGGGGAUGAUUGCGUCUCAAUGGUCGGCAAUUGCUCUGACAUCCAUGUGAAAGACAUCUCAUGUGGGCCUGGCCAUGGUAUCAGCAUCGGAAGCCUCGGAAAGAACCGGACCACCGACAUGGUGGAGAACGUGAGGGUCGACACCUGCUUGCUCACCAACACGACCAACGGUGUCCGGAUCAAGAGCUGGCAGGGAGGCAUGGGCUUCGCGCGGGAUCUGCGGUUCGAGAACAUCGUGAUGAAGAACGUCUCCAACCCCAUCAUCGUCGACCAGUACUACUGCGACCAGCCCACGCCCUGCGCCAACCAGACGCAGGCGGUGGAGGUGCGCAAGGUGGAGUUCGCGAACAUCCGGGGCACGUCGGCGACGGCGCAGGCGAUCAGCAUCGCGUGCAGCGACACCGUGCCAUGCCGGGAGCUGGAGCUGGAGAACGUCAACCUGACGGUGGAGGGCGGCGGCCAGGCCACCGCGCUCUGCUACCGGGCGUCGGGCAAGAGCGUUGCCACCGUGGUCCCGCCGUCCUGCCUCGCCAAGUCCUGA
Miscanthus lutarioriparius is the source of this 1230-nucleotide messenger RNA. NCBI's taxonomy places the organism in Eukaryota, Viridiplantae, Streptophyta, Magnoliopsida, Poales, Poaceae. The record is from the annotation of a GenBank genome assembly.